Anopheles coluzzii is the source of this 2456-nucleotide messenger RNA. Its product is annotated as endochitinase-like. Gene Ontology annotation, biological process: carbohydrate metabolic process; chitin catabolic process. Bases 78 to 1211 code for a protein of 377 amino acids. Gene Ontology annotation, molecular function: chitin binding; chitinase activity. The transcript has 2 exons. The record is from RefSeq and is a predicted model, not a curated record. Gene Ontology annotation, cellular component: extracellular region. Lineage: Eukaryota; Metazoa; Arthropoda; Insecta; Diptera; Culicidae.
AUGCUGGCAAUUGCCAUUCAGUUGCUUUUCAGACGUUCGAAAGUACAGUUGUAACAGGUCCUGGUCAAUCUAGAACCAUGUGUAAGGUUUUUGCCGGGGUAGUGCUUAUUGUACUGGCAGUUUUCAACGUCUUCGUUGAGGCCGAACGUGUUGUGUGCAGUUUCUCAAGAUCAGCAGCAGAUAGAACGGGCGAAUAUGCGUUCGAAAUUACGGACAUACCAAUUUCACUCUGCACCCAUUUCGUCUACGAUAGUCUACAAUUGGGAAUCGCAGUCCAUUCGGACGACACUCCGAACAUCCUGCUCGUCAAUCGCGACGCGGCGGUUGGUGGUUGGCGAAAGUUCGCCGCACUAAAAAGCAUCAAACCAGAGUUGAAACUGUUAAUCAGCAUUCGCAAUCCAUCAAUUGCUCAAGUCGCUUCGGAAUCCCACUUACGUAAAGAACUGAUAGAAGUACUGAUCGAGUAUAUGGCAGAGUAUAAACUGGAUGGUGUUGAACUGUUUUGGGCUGGGUAUGGAAUACAAUCUGAGCAUUCACUCUACCUGCUGGUAGAGGAGCUCAAGAGCAGCUUCCAGGCAGCCGGCCAUUCGACGUGGGAAGUGACCAUACUCGUAGAAAUCGAUCACGAGGGAAUCGAUCAUGCACGGUUGGGUAGGCUACUUGACUACGUACAUAUUGCAGGCGCGGGCGAGCGUAAACCAAAGUAUGGCAACAAUAGCACGAUGCCGUCCGCCAACGCGUUGUUCGAUGUAGAUGACCAGACAAAUAUGACCUUGAAUGAUGCGUUGCAAUACUGGAUCGAUAAAGGCUGUCCGGCGGACAAGAUUGUGCUUGGUGUGGUCUUCAUUGCACAAGUCUUCCAAUUGAAAAAACCGAAUACCGUUAAAACGCCAAUGACAUACUGCACUGUUCCGGAAGAUGGACCGUUUUGCGCUUACAUUGAGAUGUGUCAGAAGUUUAAUGAAAGCGAUUGGACGAUGGGCUGGGACGAUACGGCAGGUCUGGCACCGCACGCAUUUCAGACCGAUUAUUGGGCAGCUUACGAGAAUGAGGCCUCGGUAGGCCGGAAGGGUGAAAUCGCGCGAGAGAAAGGUUUGGCCGGGGUGUAUGCUGUCGCGCUAGAUUUGGACGACUAUCGGGGCAAGUGUGGGCCCGCCUACCCGUUGUUGAAAUCGUUGUGCGGUUCAUACAGACAGAAGGCAAACAAUUAAUUAAAAUGAAAUAAAAAGAAUGUUCGUGUGCUUGGUAAUGGUGCAAUGUGGGUACAGAUGUCGAUACGAUUCGUUAAAAGUUUCAGCAAAUGCAAAGAAAUCAUCCUUAAUUUAAUCAAUACUAUUAAUUCAUUCAAAAGAAUGCAUGAAUUCUUCUUUCUUCUUUGGCUCAACAACCGAUGUCGGUCAAGGCCUGCCUGUACCCACUUGUGGGCUUGGCUUUCAGGGACUAAUUGAUUCCCCCCCAUAGCAGGAUAGUCAGUCCUACGUAUGGCGGCGCGGUCUAUUUGGGGAUUGAACCCAUGACGGGCAUGUUGUUAAGUCGUACGAGUUGACGACUGUACUACGAGAUCGGCCAAUGCAUGAAUACAUAACUGCAAUUUGCACUCCUCUAAUUAGAUGCUUGAUGGACUCUUUCGUUUGAUUUAUGUGACGUUCAAUAAUCAAUAAUCAUUUAUACUCAGUCAUCGUCGCUUAAAGAGUACUGUUUACAGCAACACCGAAAAAAAUCUCCUGCACUGAGCCAUGAUAAGGAUGGCCCACCAACUGGACAAAGAGCAGCAUAAGUUUGAACGACAGCAAACAAAAAAAACCGUUUCCCUUCCCAAAUGGUGGCAAUACUUAUCGCAACGAAACACAUAAACAAACACUCCUUACCUCGUCCCAUUGACUCGUCCCACAUUUUCACCCUUGAAAAACAUACGCUGAUGAAUCGUCCGUGACGGCGGAGCGCUGCAAGGACGGGUCCAACUGCCGAAAUCGCUACCGUCUUUCUUCACCACUACCAACACCACCACCAGUACGUGCGGAUAUGAAUGAACUAAGACACAAACAAUGAAUGAGCCCCAGACCAUAAGAGGGGAAGGUCGACAUGCUGUCGCGAAUGUUGAACGGCGCGUUACGCUACGCGCCAAACUUUUUGGCAAAUUGCCAUAAAGAAUGUGCGACUUUGAGCGGGUGCGAGCGGGUUUCGGUUUCGGUGGGGAAGGGUGGGUUGUACACUGCGAGCUACUGCGAGACCAUGGAUGGGGUCAUCGCCAUACGAGAUUCGCAUCUUUCUUGGACGCACGCUGCUGCUGCUGCUUCCACUGAUGUUUAGGAAAGAUGAGUGAGUUCUCCCUACUGUGCGAGGCCGCUGUUUGGUGUGCUGUUCGCGUUGUGAAGUUUCUGGGUCACAGUAUUUGGGACCGGACUCGGUUUUGGGGGUUUGUGUUUGAUAAAAAGAAAGUCUUUGAGCUGAGUACG